CCGCUGUGGCGACCCCUAACCGGGGAAAAGCCGAAAGCCACAACAACUUUCUUAAGUAAAGAAAUCCAGUCCAUUUUGUGAAGCUCCAGGCCAGAGUUUCUCAGCUCCACGUUCCUCUGUAACAUAUAUAAAGUAGUAAGAAACAUUACCAGUAAUUAGAUCUGUGAGAGCUCAACAUGAUUGCAGAUAACCUGACUCAAACUGCUCCAGAAGCUGAAUUUACAACAUAUUUACUCGGUACCAUACUUGCAUGUUCUGUUGUAACAAUUGCUUUGAUACAAUGGGCUCGGAAAAAGAAAAUAGCACAAAAAAUCGAGACUGCACGAGCAAAAAGAGAAAAUAAAGUGAAGGAAAUGAAAAAGGCUGUUGCACAGUUUAAACAGCAGAAACCUGAAGAAGAUGGGGAAUCUAUCGUGGCAUUAUCCUUGUCGGAACUCACUGAAAAACUAAAAAAUGGCUCUUUGUCACCUGAUUCUGUCCUGUAUGCAUACAUGGAGAAGGCUGUGGAAGUUCAUGAAGAGCUCAACUGCUUGACAGACUUCUUUCACGAGUGCCAAACUGAGCUGCAGGAAUUAAAGAAGACAGAAAAGAAAGGCCUGCUUUAUGGAAUCCCAGUUAGUCUGAAGGAGUGUAUUGAUUACAAGGGCCAUAGUAGUACCACAGGGAUAUUAAAGCGACUAGACCAGCCACUUUUGGAGGAUAGUGUGAUUGUCCAAGUUUUGAAGAAAUGUGGUGCUAUACCAUUCGUAGCCACAAAUGUCUCGCAAACCUUGAUAUGUUAUGACUGCAGUAAUCCAAUUUAUGGUGAGACACUGAACCCAUUAAAUCAUAAGAAAGGUCCAGGUGGGUCUUCUGGAGGCGGGGGAGCACUGAUUGGUGGAGGUGGCUCAAUCCUUGGAUUUGGGACAGACACUGCAGGGAGUAUUCGAAUUCCUGCAGGUUUCUGUGGAAUCUGUUCCUUGAAACCCACUGGCAACAGACUCAGUACCCACGGAUUCAGUGAAUGCCUGGAAGGAAUGAAAUCAUUUGUGUCUGUGACAGGACCCAUGGCUAGGGAUGUUGACAGCCUGGCUCUUUGCAUGAAAGCACUUUUGUGUGAAGAUAUGUUCCAUUUAGACCCUGCAGUACCACCUCUUCCUUUCAACAAUGAGCUGAUACCAUUCUCUCCACCGAAGAUGGAAUACGUAUUUUAUGAGCUAUUUCUCAGAGGCAUUAUGGCAGAUGCUGGUACUACGUUGCUUGACCAUCUGAAGGGGGACAUAGUUGAUCCAAAUUUAGAACCAUCAAUAAGGAUUCAUAGACUUCCAGUGUGGCUAAAGAAAAUUUUUGCCUUUGUCUUAAAACCUUUGGCUCCCAGAUUCGCCAAAAUGUAUUCAGCAGCAUGUGGAACUGGGUCUGUCAAGAAUCUCUGGAGACUACAUGCAGAUGCACAGCAUUACUGUCGAGAGUACAUCGCUGAAUGGAUGAGACUGAAGCUUGAUGUUCUUCUUUGCCCUGCACUUUGUCCUGCUUUUACCAUUGGAUACCCUGGACAGUUUUUAGGUAGGCAACUCUACACCUUUAAGUCACCAUGAUAGUAAACCUCUGUC
Protopterus annectens (West African lungfish) is the source of this 1589-nucleotide messenger RNA. Its product is annotated as vitamin D3 hydroxylase-associated protein-like. Gene Ontology annotation, biological process: fatty acid catabolic process. The record is from RefSeq and is a predicted model, not a curated record. Lineage: Eukaryota; Metazoa; Chordata; Ceratodontiformes; Protopteridae. Gene Ontology annotation, molecular function: fatty acid amide hydrolase activity; amidase activity.